AUGAAGAGCAAUUAUCGGCAAGCGAGCAGUAAGUUGGCCAGUGAACUGGUUGUCAAUCGCAUUGAGCAACACCUGAGAUUAAGGCCGAAGGACAUUAUAUUCGCAAUGCAAGAAAAAUAUAAUAUUCUUAUUAGCUUUAAGAAGGUAUGUCACGCUAAAGACAUUGCAAUCGAUCGCGUAAUGGGGUCUUAUGAAGACUCUUACAAAGAACUCCCGAUGUACUUGCAUGACUUGAGGAUGACGAAUCCGAGGACAAUGACUGCCCUACUUGUGACUCAAGAGACGAUGAGGUUUGAGAGAUGUUUUGUUGCGCUCGAACAAUGCGUCAGAAGUUUUCAAACAUCUCUGCGAAGGGUCCUACCCAUUAACGAGAUGCAUCUAAAAGGUAAGUACAAAAGUAUUAUAUUCGUUGCUACGACUUUGGAUGGCGACAAUCAUAUAUUUCCAGACGCUUUUGGUAUCGGAGAAUCAGAGAACAGCAGCAGUUGGAACUGGUUCCUUACCUACCUCAGCAAUUUGUUAGGAGAUCUAUCUGGUCUUAUAAUCAUAUCAAACCGGCAUAAAGAUCUAAUGAAAGAAGUUCUCCAUAUCUUCCAAGUAGCAAUCCAUGGCUACUGCGCAUACCAUAUAUACCGAAACUUGGUAGACACGUUCAAAGACAAGUCAUUAGAAAUCAACUACUAA
Messenger RNA from Magnolia sinica, 684 nucleotides. RefSeq lists its product as uncharacterized. The record is from RefSeq and is a predicted model, not a curated record. The coding region runs from base 1 to 684 and encodes 227 amino acids. Lineage: Eukaryota; Viridiplantae; Streptophyta; Magnoliopsida; Magnoliales; Magnoliaceae. The transcript has a single exon.